This is a messenger RNA of Brassica oleracea var. oleracea, 1124 nucleotides long. RefSeq names its product ACT domain-containing protein ACR12-like. The record is from RefSeq and is a predicted model, not a curated record. NCBI's taxonomy places the organism in Eukaryota, Viridiplantae, Streptophyta, Magnoliopsida, Brassicales, Brassicaceae. The transcript has 9 exons. Bases 148 to 1044 code for a protein of 298 amino acids. Gene Ontology annotation, cellular component: chloroplast stroma; chloroplast thylakoid membrane.
GGUGGUGGACCAUCACGUCAUACAUGAGAGCAGAUUCAGCACUCCAUAGCCCAUAGGAUUUAUCAUUUAUAGUGUGAGGUGUGACACUUGGGAGGAGAAAGAUAAAAGAAAAAGAAAAAGAAAGCAAGAAUCUCUGUUUCAACUUCAAUGGCACUCUUGAAUGCUAUCUUCUCGGUUACUCAUUUUGCUUCUUCCUCCGUCAUCAGAUGUCAUUCUCGUUUUCCCGCUCAAAUUUCAACUCCAGAUCUAUCCCCUGCUUGCUUCAGUGACCGUCGCAAGUUCGUCCAAGCUGUAAUGCCUCUAUCCACGAGGAGGUUAGCUAACCGCCGCGUAUAUGCUUCAGCUAACAGCACUGAUGCCACUACUCCAUCUUAUCCGAAAUUGGAAGGCGAUGAUGAUGAGGAGGACUUGGUUCCAAAGCCAAUGGUUUUGAUAGACCAGGAUGCUGACCCUGAAGCUACUAUCGUACAACUCAGUUUUGGAGAUCGUCUCGGGGCUCUUAUUGACACUAUGAAGGCGCUGAAAGAUUUGGGAUUGGAUGUUAUAAAAGGAACUGUCACAACGGAAGGAUCCAUUAAGCAGACUAGAUUUUCUAUUACAAAACUAGACACUGGUCGGAAAGUGGAAGAUCCUGACUUGCUGGAGCAGAUUCGGUUAACAAUCAUCAACAAUCUCUUGAAAUACCAUCCGGAAUGCAGCGAUCAACUUGCAAUGGGUGAGACUUUUGGAAUAAAGGCUCCAGAGAAGAAGAUAGAUGUCGAUGUCGGGACUCACAUACAUGUGAAAGAAGACGGACCAAAGAGGAGCCUGCUUUGCAUAGAGACAGCAGACAGGCCAGGUCUGGUUGUAGAGAUGAUCAAAGUGAUGGCUGAUGUCAACAUAGAGGUGGAAUCCGCUGAGAUUGACACAGAGGGACUGGUUGCGAAAGACAAGUUUCACGUAAGCUACCAAGGGCAAGCGCUAGACAGUUCCUUGUCACAGGUGUUGGUGAACUGUCUGCGUUACUUCCUGAGAAGGCCUGAAACUGACAUUGACAGCUAUUAAUUAGCUUUUUGUCUGUUGUGAUCUAUCAAGUCUUGUGUUUUGAAUAUUAUGUGGAAACUCGUAAUACCAUAUGUUAACUC